This is a messenger RNA of Populus nigra (black poplar), 636 nucleotides long. Its product is annotated as late embryogenesis abundant protein At1g64065. NCBI's taxonomy places the organism in Eukaryota, Viridiplantae, Streptophyta, Magnoliopsida, Malpighiales, Salicaceae. The transcript has a single exon. The record is from RefSeq and is a predicted model, not a curated record. Gene Ontology annotation, cellular component: plasma membrane. Bases 1 to 636 code for a protein of 211 amino acids.
AUGUCCGACGGCAAUCAGAUAGUUCCAUUAGCACCAGCUAAUUCUUACCAGAGAAGCGACGAAGAGUAUGCCACGAUACAACACAAAGCGUUACGGCAAAAAAGAAGUGGCAAAUGUUUUUUUUAUUCUCUUGCUUUGAUUGUCAUCCUGAGUGCAAUCAUCCUAGUUUUUGCAAUAAUUGUGAAGCCAAGAACUCCGCGUGUUAAAUUAAGCUCGGUUGCCGUCGAACAUCUAAGUUACGGUAACAAUCCAAUCCCUUCAUUCAACAUGACACUAGCAGCCGAGGUGAGUGUCAAGAACUCAAAUUUUGUUCGCUUCAAAUUUGAGAAUACUAGUUCUAGUGCUCUGUACAAGGGCAUGGUAGUUGGUGAAGCAAAAUUGAGGAGCGGGCGGGUCGGAGCUAGAAAAACAAGGAGGAUGAAUAUUGUUGUGAAAAUCAGGUCAUCAGGCAGUCUGUCUGAAGCUAAGAACCUAAGUAGUGAUAUUAAUUCUGGGAUGUUGAAGAUGAACAACUACGCCAAGUUGAAAGGAGACGUCCGUUUGUUUGGAAUUGUGAAGAACAGGACUGCAGUAAUGAGUUGUGGAAUGAAUCUUAAUUUGAGUAGCCGCUCAAUCCAAGAUUUGGAGUGCAGCUAG